Fusarium oxysporum Fo47 is the source of this 969-nucleotide messenger RNA. Its product is annotated as zinc finger MYND domain-containing protein. The transcript has 2 exons. The coding region runs from base 1 to 969 and encodes 322 amino acids. NCBI's taxonomy places the organism in Eukaryota, Fungi, Ascomycota, Sordariomycetes, Hypocreales, Nectriaceae. The record is from RefSeq and is a predicted model, not a curated record.
AUGGGCAGUUGCGCUCAUUGUGGCAAGUAUUCAACCGUGGGGUGCUCCCAUUGUAUGGGAGCUCCAGAAUACCAAGACGGAGAUGCUGUCACUACCUUCUGGUGCAGCCCUGAAUGCCAGGCAGCUCACGAGCCAACUCAUCAAGAGUAUUGCUACAACAUGCAACGACGGAAAGCUCUUUUACGUACAGCCAAGCUACUCAAAGCAGCACUUUUGGCGUACAAGGAGGUUGUGUAUGACAUUCAUUUGACAAAAAUCGAACAUGACGAAGACUCCGGAACUCUGGUCCUCAUACACACCCCGAACCGAACUGAGCGCCAUCUUUUCCCGAGUCACCUCACCCGUAUUGAAAAUCACAAAGAAGCCGCUCUUCUAGUAAACCAGUGUACUAUGUCGAUUUCUCUCCUUGGUCCGAUGACCAGGGGUCUCUUGGCCGGAAUUGUCUCUCGAAUGGAUGUCGCCAUUGUUGAGAUCCGGAACCCCCCCCUCCCUAUCAGAUUUCACCCCCCUGCUGGCAUCAUGACCGACAGGGUGUUCCAUACCAUCGUCGAAGCGACGUUGGACUCAUCAGGGGAACGAUGGUUGAUCGACAUCACAGGCUGUCAGUAUGGCUUCCGGGAUAUUCUGCUUCCCCUCAAGAAAUACAUUACACAGAACAACUGCUCCUCGUAUGAGCUGUUACAGCCUUACGGUCACACUGAAACCACCGACCAGGACGAGCUUCCACGCUCGCCUUUCUUCAUACUCACAGGAGGGCCCAAUGAACAACAGUUGGCAGACAUUGAAAUUGAGAAAGGUUAUCGUCGACACUUCGCCACUCUAGUUCGCGCAUUAUUUCAUCAAGGAUUGACUCAGGGGUCUGACGCUCACUUUGCAGCCAUUCUCGAUGAUUUGGCCCACAGAGUGAUCACACACAUGUCAAGUUAUCAACCUCAUCUGGGGGCAUAUCAGGAGAGGACUACGCACUGA